GAUGCGACUCAGGUUUUCAGGACUGUCCAAGGCCAGGAAGGCCCCGUGAUUCUGCAGGCGUAGGAAUUCACGAAGGAAAACAUCGAGAGCGGCGUGAACGAGCGUCCGAGCACGGCCCAAGGGUGUAACGUGUGCGAUGGUGCCACGAGUAAACAACAAAAGCAUCUUCAUGCAAGUGUAAUUAGUGCCAAGUGACGUAACGGCGGGUUGUUCACAGCGUUGAAUCAACGACGGUGUUUGGCUGCCAAAUUCGGCGCGAAUCUCGGAGACGCCGACAUUUCACUUCCGAAUCAAACUCAGGAUGGAUCGAACAUUCUUUAUCGUCUUGACAAUCUGCGCAAUUUCGCUACCCGUCAAUCGUGGGGAACUUUAUACAGCCUUGGCUGACAUGGAGGAACUCUUGGAGACCGAAUCAGUCCUCAUUGAUACCUUGCACGGAUUUAUUCACGCUCAAGAAGAACGACUAGCUACUCUCAAAAGAAAUGUCGAAGAUUACGCGCGAGAACAUGAGGAGGCGUCAAGGAACAUCCAGCAGUACUUGUCAAAUCCAAUAAACGCUUAUCUUCUGGUGAAGCGUUUGACAACCGACUGGAAACGGAUCGAAGAACUAAUCACCGAAGACGUCGGAAAAGCUUUCGUCAGUAACAUAACGAACUCGAGGAACGACCUGAAGUUCCCCACAGACGAGGAUCUCAAUGGGGCUGCGGUAGCGCUCAUGAGGCUUCAGGACACAUAUAAGUUGGACACCGCCCACGUGGCCAGGGGGGUCCUUAAUGGAGUUCAGUACAGCACUGGUCUCAGCGCCGGGGAUUGUUUCGAACUGGGCAGGCAGUCGUACAACAAUGCCGACUAUUACCAUACGGUGUUGUGGAUGCAGGAAGCCAUGGACCGUCUCCAGGAAGAACACAAUAGAACUACAACCACGAAACCCGACAUUUUGGAGUAUCUCGCAUUUUCGACUUACAUGCAAGGAAACGUCGCCCGCGCACUCAGCAUGACUAACGAACUUCUUGAAUUAGUGCCAACCCAUCAGCGUGCUCUAGGUAAUCGGGCGUACUAUCAAGAGGAAAUGCAGAAAAAAAUGACUCAGAAAAUACGGAAGCGUGGCGAAGACGGCCAGGAAGAAGCAAUUCCAGCUGACCAGCCUUUCACUGUAGCUGAGAAGAAGAUCAAAACUUGGGAAGAGUUGACGGAAAGGGAGCGGUAUGAAAUGCUGUGUCGUGGAGAGGUGACGCUACCAGCGGACGUCCAGAAAAAUUUGAAAUGUCGUUACGUGGAGCGAGGAAUCCCCUUCCUCAAGAUUGCACCAUUUAAGGAAGAAGAAGCUUACUUGGAUCCUAGAAUCGUGAUAUACCACGAUGUAAUCUAUGACGAAGAAAUUGACACUGUGAAGAGGAUGGCUCAGCCAAGAUUCAAAAGAGCAACUGUCCAAAACUACAAAACUGGUGAAGUUGAAAUUGCGCAUUAUCGUAUCAGCAAAAGUGCCUGGCUCCAGGAACAUGAACAUCCACACGUGAAGGCUGUCAGUAGGCGAGUGGAAGACCUGACAAGCUUGACUGUCGAUACUGCCGAAGAGCUGCAAGUAGUCAAUUAUGGAAUUGGUGGACAUUACGAGCCCCACUUUGACUUUGCAAGGCGAGAAGAAAAAAAUGCUUUUAAAAGCCUUGGAACUGGAAAUCGCAUCGCAACGGUCCUUUACUAUAUGAGCGAUGUGGAACAAGGUGGUGGUACUGUUUUCACAAAAAUCAACCUUGCUCUUUGGCCACGAAAGGGUAGCGCUGCAUUUUGGUUCAACUUGAAGCCAAAUGGCGAAGGAGAUUACAGAACAAGACACGCUGCAUGUCCAGUUUUGACCGGCUCUAAGUGGGUGGCAAAUAAAUGGCUUCACGAGAGAGGACAAGAAUUCCUACACCCCUGUAACUUGGAGAAUCAGACACCAGAUCCUGAUAGCGGGCUCUACUAAAUGCUCACAACUAACUCAUGGCGUACACCUUGUUAUUUCUUGGUGUAAAUAUCGACAUAUGAGAAAGUCCUUGACGCUUAACCAAACUGCCAGGUAUUCGUCAGCAGAUUUUAACCAAACGCUGAGACAAUUAGAGUUAAAAUAUAAAUCAGUCUUUCAAAAUAACAACGUCUACAUACCGCGUAAUGAGGGAUUCUUGAUUACUGUGAAAAUGAGAUCAAAUGUUUCAAUGAUACAGGUAAUUUACGAGUAGGUUCUAGAUCAUACUUAUAAUCCAUAUGGUGGAGAAACGUUGGACGCGCCAAAGCUGCCUUGGCACAAAGGACGCUGUCUUUUAUCCUUUUAAUGGUCUUAUCGAUUUCUCAUUCUUUAUGGUUAAGUAUAUUAAAUACAUUAGCUGCGCCCUCUUGCAGAAUUAGUUUUCAUUUUUUAGCUCUUGAUUAACGCAUAACGAGUCUGCACUUUGCAUUUAUCGGGGGGGAGUGAUAAACUGUUAUUUACCAUUUCAUAAAAUUAAGAAGGGUUUUAUAUUGAUAUUAUUAGAUGAUAUUAUAUAUAGUAUAAUUACUAGCAAUUUAUUAGAAAUUAUACUAAUUAACAAGUACAACUUGUUGUGCCAUCGUUAUUGGCAGUGUGUGGCAAAAAUAACUGCAUAUGGGCUCAAACCUAAAAUAUUUAAAAUUAUAAUCACCAAUCGAAAUUGGUCAGAACUGAACCAUUCCAAAAUUUGGUUCUCCUGACAUUCUUUUACAACCAUUUGAUAGUUUAUUUAACUAUCUUACUACGAUCAACUACCUAAGCAACAUACUUUGUUAUAACACUUAGCGGCCACUAUUACAAAUGGCAUAGAGUUUCGUACUGGGCGGCUAGAUGCCGCAGUUAAAUACAUUACUCGAAAUAAUUGCACACAGCAGUAUUUCUUGACUUAGAAAGUAAACUUUGUUCCAUAUGCGAAAUUAUACAAACCGGUGAUCAUUACUGGUGCAUUAGUUAACUUAAUUAUGUAAUACAUUUCUCAAUAGCAUGGGAUGAAUAUUUAUCUCAGUAAGGAAAAAUAUGAUCAAUUAAAAGCAGAAAUGUGAAAGAAAGAUAGCAGCAGAUCCUAUGCGAAACUGAAUAUAAAGCAGUUAUAAGAAUUACGCGACUGAGAAUUUAUGAAAUGAAACUGAAGGUAUAAGACUUUGCAAAAAUUUGCUAACACAUUGUUAUCUUUAAACGAAUGACAGUCAAGAAAACUUACACACUUACAAAUGCAA
Molecule: messenger RNA, 3219 nt
Organism: Diprion similis
Lineage: Eukaryota; Metazoa; Arthropoda; Insecta; Hymenoptera; Diprionidae
Gene: PH4alphaEFB
Product: prolyl 4-hydroxylase subunit alpha-2
Exons: 10
Coding region: 302-1963 (553 amino acids)
Biological process (GO): peptidyl-proline hydroxylation to 4-hydroxy-L-proline
Cellular component (GO): endoplasmic reticulum
Molecular function (GO): iron ion binding; L-ascorbic acid binding; protein binding
Source: RefSeq, a predicted model, not a curated record